AUGGCCGGACCAAAAGGAGCAUCGAUACCGAGCUGGCAGCAAGGAGCUGCUCAGAAGGAGGCUCCGUCUGACGACACCGCCAUGCCAGAACAGAGCUCUAGCACGGAGCUGGAGAGCAAGGAAACCCUUAUCGAACAGGCCAGGCGGUUUCUACAAGACGAAUCAAUAUCAGAUGCACCUACGGACAAGAAAAUCGCAUUCCUAGAGUCCAAGGGGCUCUCAAACGAUGACAUCCACACCGUUCUCGGGGUAUCUAGAAACGUCGAAGCCACCGCCGACGACGACACUGCCACCCAAUCUACAGAAACCAAGCAACAACCCUCCUCCAAUAAACCUCCUAGCGAGCCCAUCUCUCCUCCCGCACAGUCGUCGCCAGCGUCGUCUCCAACGCCACCCAGCAGGGACGUGCCUCCAAUUAUAACAUAUCCCGAAUUCCUCUUACAUCAGUCAAAGCCACCUCUUAUUACGUUCCAGAAUUUCCUAUAUACUAUAUACGGCGCCGCGGGCCUGGCAGCCAGCAUUUAUGGCGCGAGUGAGUUUCUCGCCAAACCAAUGCUAGAGUCACUCAACGGCGCCCGUCACGAAUUCUCCCAAACCGUGCAAGGGAAUCUAAAGACGUUGAACGAGAAGCUGGAGGAAAGAGUGUCCUCCAUCCCACCGACGGUCUCGAAGCCGAAACAUAUAGCAGAAGAUGAGAGCGAGGGUGACAAUGAGUCAGUGACGUCGGACCCGACGGAGCUCUUUCAUCGAGAUAUCGCUACCCAGACGACAGUGGACCUCGACACAUCCGCUUCAUCUCAAACACCAGCAGGCACAGAAGUACAGGCGGAGUCGGCGGCACAGAAAGCAAUCGAUAACCACCUUUCACGUCUCCAGUCGAUAUCCUCCCAGUUAAGCAGCGUGGUGACCACUGAAAAGUACAGCGAUGCCACACAGAAUUAUGCCAAAAGCAGACUAUCAGAGUUACACACGUAUCUUGAUAGUUUGACAUAUAGCUCUCCGUCAUAUUUGAGUUCUUCUUUAUACGGCGCAUACGAUGAUUUCACUGAUGUCAAAAAGGCCAGUUCAUCUGGUGGUGAGGAGGAGGCCAUUGCGGCAUUUAAAUUGGAGGUGCGGAGUGUCAAGGGGACUUUGCUGAGCGCCAGGAACUUUCCAUCUGGUAGUGGCGGGUUAAGGGCAGGAUCCGUAGCGCGGUAA
This is a messenger RNA of Arthroderma uncinatum, 1197 nucleotides long. Its product is annotated as peroxin 14/17. Bases 1 to 1197 code for a protein of 398 amino acids. The transcript has a single exon. The record is from RefSeq and is a predicted model, not a curated record. Lineage: Eukaryota; Fungi; Ascomycota; Eurotiomycetes; Onygenales; Arthrodermataceae. Gene Ontology annotation, molecular function: signaling receptor binding. Gene Ontology annotation, cellular component: peroxisomal membrane; peroxisomal importomer complex. Gene Ontology annotation, biological process: protein import into peroxisome matrix, docking.